This is a messenger RNA of Lampris incognitus (smalleye Pacific opah), 2256 nucleotides long. It is a transcript of the gene d2hgdh, whose product is annotated as D-2-hydroxyglutarate dehydrogenase. Gene Ontology annotation, molecular function: catalytic activity; FAD binding. The transcript has 10 exons. NCBI's taxonomy places the organism in Eukaryota, Metazoa, Chordata, Actinopteri, Lampriformes, Lampridae. The record is from RefSeq and is a predicted model, not a curated record. Bases 174 to 1793 code for a protein of 539 amino acids. Gene Ontology annotation, cellular component: mitochondrion.
UGAAACUCGAUGACUCCGCCGCUCGGCUACCCUUGAACUUUGUGACGCUUAAAAUUUGUGACAUGCGGAGAAUAAAAGGUGUUUGACUGAGUUAUGCAGCUUCUCUCGUUAACGUGUCGGCCUCGCCCGAGGAACCCUGUUGGAAAGUAAGAGGAGCCUGUUUACUAUCUGGUAUGGCUGUCACCACCCUAAGAAGACUGAGGCUGAGGACAGCUGUCAGAUCUCUGUGUCCCCACAGCACCUUCUCAUCUCCAACCACAGACAGACUUUUAUCCAUUCGGCCCCACAGACCUUUUCUUUCACCCAGCUUAGGUCAGUGUGCCUUCUAUUCUCGGAGGCUCCAUCCCAGGUCAGACAGGGACAAAGUGUCCUCACCCACAAUCCCAGAGAGGUUACCUUUCUCAAAAAUAACUCAAGAGGAUUUGGCUUUCUUCAGGAAGAUACUACCUGGUAGGACCAUCACUGAUCCAGACGUGCUGGAGGCUAAUAAUGUUGACUGGCUUAAGUCAGUAAGAGGUUUCAGUGAAGUGUUGUUGAGACCUCAGACCACAGAGGAGGUAUCCCAAAUUCUCAGGUACUGUCAUAGCCGUAAUUUGGCCGUUAACCCACAGGGUGGCAACACUGGCUUGGUUGGGGGCAGCGUGCCGGUCUAUGAUGAGCUCAUCCUCUCCACUGCUCUCAUGAACAAUGUACUCUCCUUUGAUAGUGUCUCUGGUAUUCUGACAUGUCAAGCAGGUUGUAUCCUAGAGAACCUUUCUCUCUACUUGGAAGAAAGAGACUACAUCAUGCCGCUGGAUCUUGGGGCUAAAGGUAGCUGCCACAUUGGGGGCAAUGUGGCAACUAAUGCAGGUGGGCUCCGGCUGCUCCGAUAUGGCUCGUUACGAGGGACGGUGCUGGGUCUGGAAGUGGUAUUGGCAGAUGGGCGUGUGCUUGAGUGCUUGGCUUCUCUGAGGAAGGACAACACUGGAUAUGACCUCAAACAGCUCUUCAUAGGGUCAGAGGGCACAUUGGGGGUAAUUACCGCUGUGUCCAUCUUGUGCCCACGGAAACCCAAAGUUGUCAACGUGGCCUUCCUGGGCUGUGAGACCUUUGAGCAGCUGCUACAGACGUUCCAGCUCUGCAGAGGGAUGUUGGGAGAAAUCCUGUCAGCCUUUGAAUUCCUGGACAGCGAAUGCAUGAGACUGCUAAAUACGUACCUGAAACUACCCAAUCCUAUUACUGAUUCCCCUUUCUAUAUCGUCAUAGAAACGGCAGGCUCCAACCUGACACAUGAUGAGGAGAAGCUGCACACUUUUCUGGAAGAGGCCAUGACAUCAUCACUGAUCACCGAUGGAACUGUGGCAACCGAGGACACCAAAAUCAAGGCCCUGUGGUCAAUGCGUGAGCGCGUCACAGAGGCCCUGACCCACGACGGCUUCACCUACAAAUACGACAUUUCCCUCCCUGUGGAACAGAUCUACCAGCUGGUAACUGAUAUGAGGGAGCACCUCAGAGGCAAGGCCAAGAGUGUAGUGGGGUACGGACACGUAGGUGAUGGGAACCUCCACCUGAACAUCACUUCUUCUGCCAAAGACCCCACCCUCUUGGCAGCCAUUGAGCCUUUCGUCUAUGAGUGGACAGCUGGUUGCCAGGGUAGCAUCAGCGCUGAGCAUGGACUUGGCCUAAAGAAAAGGAACUAUAUCUACUACAGUAAACCCAGGCAGGCUGUUGAGCUGAUGGGCAACAUCAAGGCCAUGCUUGAUCCCAAAGGUAUCCUCAACCCUUAUAAGACCCUGCCAGAUAACCUGAACUGACUGCCAUGGAACCAAUUCCUGGUUUAUAUCCAUGCUCGGGAAAUGUUAUUUUUGCACCUAAGUUACAGGCAUAUGAAAUACUGAAAAGGUUAGUGUAUACACAUUUCAGUCAUCUUAGUUUUCACCUUCAGUGCGGAUAUAUAUGUCCAAGACAAGUUACACGUAAGUAAGUUGUCUACCAGUUUAGAAAGUCUGUUUGUUCAGACUGUCCUCAUUUAAAGCAAAGAUGGUGCUUCAUAGUCAUCCCUCUCCAUCAUUCAUUUUCACCAUCACCUCUGAUAUUUGCUUGAAUUGGCCCGACUUUGUAGAAGCCCAGGACUUAGACCAGAGGUGUGUGUGUGCGCAUGCAUGUGGCCAAACCUAGUUAUCUAAUGUUACCUCUGCUGCUUGGCUACUAGCACAGAUAGAAACUUAUUUCACUCCCUGUGCUUCCUUCCUGUGUUCAAUCAAUAAAGUAUCGUGU